Dentiscutata erythropus is the source of this 667-nucleotide messenger RNA. NCBI's taxonomy places the organism in Eukaryota, Fungi, Glomeromycota, Glomeromycetes, Diversisporales, Gigasporaceae. The record is from the annotation of a GenBank genome assembly.
UUAAAACACAAAAUUGUUCUGCAAGUAAACGUCAAAUAGGAAAUGAAACAACAAUUUAUGAACGUCGAGCAGAUCCAUCAGGUCUUAAGUUUGGACCUAAAGUAAUAGGAGAUUAUAAAUUUAAAAUCACCAACAAACAUAAAGAUUCAGGAAUGUGUGGUAAAUGUGAUUGUAAAAAAAAUCAUUAUAAUUUUCAUAUUGAUAAGAUUAAAGAUAAGCUUAGAGGUACUUAUAACGUGUACCGUAAUUAUCAUAUCGUUGAAUGGCAAAAAGUUUGCCCAAAUGAAGAUUGUUUAUGUGUUUGGGAUAGUAAGAAACAAAAAGAUUACGUUAAUAAAUGUAGCAAAAAUAUUGAAAGUGAUCUUUUGAAUAUUGAGGCUGUAAUUGAAUCAGAGAUAUUAAAAUUAUAUAAUAUUAAAAACAUUGCUGAUUUACCAGGUUUACUUGAAAACUAUACCAUCAUGAAUACAAGCCAUCGUGUAAUAAAAGAAAAAGUGAAAGAUAAGCAUGUAUUUGUCGAUAAGGAUAAGGGUGGUUCUACUUAUAAUGGUUUUGAAAUAUUAAAUGAAAUUCAUAUUAUGGUGAAAAGAAUUCAGCCACCGUUGACUAAUCCAAACUCUAAACCAUUUGAAAGAAAAAUGAAUUGUUCAAAUGAAGGACUGACUCC